CUGCGUGGUGACGCAGCAGGCGGAGCCGGGGCGGUGCUGCCCGCCCUUCCUGCUGCUCCGCGCCCGCCGGUCGCUGACAGAGCGGCGGAACCAGCCGCCAGCGCCGCCGCCGGGCCCCGCAGCCGCCGCCUGGGCCCGCGGGGAGCAGCCAGCGCUGCCACUGGCCAUGGUGGCCCGUCUGCCGCCGGGGGGGCAGGAGCAGGCGCGGCGGCGGCGGCCGCCAUUGCGCGCGGGGGCCGCGGGACUAUGAAGGAUGGAAGCGGACGAGGUGACGAUCCGCGAGCAGAACUUCCACAGCCAAGUGCGGGAGUACACGAUCUGUUUUCUCCUCUUUGCUGUUCUCUACAUAGUUUCCUACUUCAUAAUCACAAGAUACAAAAGGAAAGCAGAUGAGCAAGAGGAUGAAGAUGCCAUCGUUAACAGAAUAUCGCUGUUCUUGAGCACCUUCACUCUUGCAGUUUCAGCUGGUGCCGUCCUGCUUCUACCAUUCUCAAUAAUCAGCAAUGAGAUCCUGCUUUCUUUUCCACAAAACUACUAUAUUCAGUGGUUAAAUGGCUCACUAAUUCAUGGUUUAUGGAACCUUGCUUCUCUUUUUUCAAAUUUAUGUUUGUUUGUGUUGAUGCCCUUUGCCUUUUUCUUCCUGGAAUCGGAAGGAUUUGCUGGCUUAAAAAAGGGCAUCAGGGCGCGCAUUUUGGAAACCCUUGUAAUGCUGAUUCUUCUUGCACUGCUCAUCCUCGGAAUCGUGUGGGUGGCUUCAGCGCUCAUAGACAAUGAUGCUGCCAGUAUGGAGUCUCUGUAUGACCUCUGGGAAUUCUACCUCCCGUAUUUAUAUUCCUGUAUAUCACUGAUGGGAUGCUUGUUACUUCUGUUAUGCACGCCAGUGGGACUUUCACGGAUGUUUACAGUCAUGGGUCAGUUGCUGGUGAAGCCAACGAUCCUUGAAGACUUGGAUGAGCAGAUGUAUAUCAUCACUUUAGAGGAAGAAGCAAUUCAGAGGAAGCUCAAUGGUGUAUCCUCCACAGUGGAAUACCAGACAGCAGAGUUGGAACGGGAGCUUGAAAAAGUGAAAAGCAAGAAAACUAAUCUAGAACGUCGGAAGAAAGCUUCUGCUUGGGAGAGGAAUUUAGUUUAUCCAGCUGUUAUGAUAUUGCUGCUGAUUGGGACGUCCAUCUCAGUCCUGUUAGUUGCUCUCAACAUUCUUUACCUCUUGGUUGAUGAGACUGCAAUGCCAAAGGGAUCAGGGGGGCCUGGAAUAGGAAACGCUUCCCUGUCCACCUUCGGUUUUGUGGGAGCAGCAAUUGAAAUAAUUUUGAUUUUCUAUCUGAUGGUAUCCUCUGUCGUCGGCUUCUAUAGUCUGCGUUUCUUUGAAAAUUUCACUCCCAGGAAGGAUGACACAACUAUGACAAAGAUCAUUGGAAACUGUGUCUCCAUCUUGGUGCUGAGCUCUGCUUUGCCAGUCAUGUCAAGGACACUGGGAAUCACCAGAUUUGAUCUGCUUGGAGACUUCGGAAGGUUCAACUGGCUGGGAAACUUCUAUAUUGUGUUAUCUUACAACCUGCUCUUCGCUAUCAUGACAACGUUGUGUCUGGUCAGAAAGUUCACAUCUGCUGUGCGAGAAGAGCUCCUGAAGGCAUUAGGAUUAGAUAAACUUCAUCUGUCGAACAACCCAAGAGACCCGGAGACAAAGCCGUCUGCAAAUGGGCAUCAGAAAACACUGUGAUGAACAAUCACCUGCAAUCAACAGAGCUGAAAACAUCAGCCUCAUGGCAUUCCCCUCAUCUCAUCAGCAGUUUUAUAUUGGUUUUAUUUGUUGAUAAUUUGGGUCCAACCUUGUCUCAUUUUUUCAUGCUGUGUGCUUGUGUGGAAGUUAAGUGUAUCAGAUUCUUCUCUUUCCAGUGAACUUCUGGUCUACUGGUUUGUUUCCCAAUAAGUUGAUGCAGGAGGUGCCUUGAAGACUGGAAGCUGAAGAGAAUAAUGCAUUCCUUUUUAUUUUUUGACCGUCUCACAGCUUUAGAUAUAAACCCAUUACCGUUUGAAUGCACAGUACCUCCUGUGUUAUACAGACACAGCUGUAAAGAAUAACUUUGGGACUUGGUUAAAAAAGAAAACAAAGAUACACUUGAAGCCCUAUAUGACCCGUGCUGGGAUUGUAAACUACCUGGAGUAGGAAUCCUUGACAGGAGAUAAACAGUUCCAACUAAGAACAUGUUAAAAAUGAAGGGAACUGGUGUGGCUCACAAUUCCUUUCCUGCUGGAUUCGGUGGGCUCUUCACUGUCUAACGUCCCGAAGCUUUCCUGGCAGGGCAGCGUUUUCAGCUUUGUUCUCAGCUAUAAACGCCAGUCGCUUUACUGGUAGCCAGACAAUGUCUUAUCAAACAAAAUGCAAGAUGAAGAUUAACUUCAGUGUUCAAUCUGAGCCUAGUAUGCUUUGUAAAAAGCUGUGUAGACCUCCUGUCACAGCUCUUACGGUUCUGUAAGCUAUUGUGCCGCGGAGGUCACCAAGUACAUCCCUGUAAAAUUCUUUAUGAACUACUGUGUAUAAGCUGUACUUGUAAUCAAUGCAAGUAGCACAGGCCUAGGAGGCUGCAAUUGCAGUUUUUUACGAUCUUCUUUAAUUUGAAGUAAAUUAUUUCUCUGAAUUUAUACUAUAGUUACGAGGAUUUCUGUUCAGUGGCAUAAUCCAGUAUCUUUCACUAGCCUGUUUUUUAAUGUACACAUGAACAUGUAUAUAGACCUAUAUGUGUAGAUAUCAUAAAUUAAAUUCUAAGCUUAUAGAGCUGACAAAGGUGGUUUGGUAAGUCAGGCUUUUGUGCUGAGCCUUGGUAGGAUGAAUUUCUGUGGUGUUACAGUUGAACUGCUCAGAGGCCUUAGAUUCAGGAUGGCACUGGUGGGUUGUAAUGUCCUUUUUUUUAGAGUUACUGCGGCCUUAGGAAUCCUUUAGAGUAAAGAAAAAGCCCACCAACCAAACUCCAAGUAAGUAUUCAGAAUCUGGUUGCAUUUGUGUCCUGCUCUGCCACACUCAUCUGCAAACAGACCGGGAUGGGGACGCGGUCAGUGUGCGCCCGCCGUGUAGCGACCCAGAUAACGCUCCUGUUUCUGUAAAACAAGCAGGGCUGGCUGGAGUUUGAGGUGUUUUACGUGAUCAAGCAGUGACAAGUGGCUCUCCAGCGUGGUUCUGAAAUGAGAUAAACCUUGUUGGACAUCUCCUGAGACGACUGCUCUGCACUGUAGACCUUAUUGCUGCGAGUGUGAAUGUGAGCCUUUUUUCCCCUAUUUUAUUUUGUCCUUACCCCUGGAGUGUUUAAAAAACCCCAGAGAAUUUCUCCUUCCUUUAUUAUUUUUUGCAGGCUGCCUUUUCUGACUUGAACUGGGGCAUAAUGUAAAUACUACUGUAGUAAAUAUGAUGCUAGAGAGUUACUUUUUGUGUGUGUGUGUGAUUAGUAUAAGUUCAAGGUUUAUUAAACUGACUGUUGAUGUGUUGUGCUGAGUCUUGGAAGACUUAAAGUAAACUUGCUUGAUUUCACGAAGAUUUACAAGCAUCUUUUUUGUUGUUUGACUUUCACGUUGACAUUUUAGUGACAGAUCUUUAUCUAAGUCAAAGUUCUGCAACCAAGAACAGGGAACUGUAGUUUAAAAGUUGGUUUAAAAUGUGUUUACAUUUAAAAUAGUGGGAGAUUUAUUAUUAAGGGUGUCGUUUGGGUAUUCUCAGAACUUGUAGCCUUAUCUAUUAGGGUUAUAGUUAAAAAUAACCGAAAUGUAUCCACUUGUCCAUGCAAGUGAUUGUGACCAAAAUUGUCCUCAUGUCUUCUUGGGGCUGGUGAAUUGUGGUGUGUGGGGGGCUGGUUAGCUUGCUUGAAGUAUUCGGGUACAACUUUAAGACAGUUAUUUAAAUAUGUUCUGUGAAACUGAAUAGAUGGAUUUAAGGAGUAAAUCUAGGGAGUGUGAACCAGCGUAGGUCUCGCUCUUCAUGCUUUUCUCAGUCGUUAGACUGCCGGAGGGUUUGCAGAGACGUUUGUCCUGCCGUUGGUGACCCAAGACCAUAGAAAAAGGUGGGAUUAUGAUUCAGAUGGGGUUUCUGAAAGCGAGUUGGCAAUUAAACUGAGCAGAGGUGAUUCCUGCUGAUGAGCACACAAGUUUCAGGCCAGACUAUCAAAGUCUUUCAAAGAUGUUAGAGCCUCGGCUGGUCCACCCCACCUGCUGGGUUCUGCAGCCGGAGACGUGCGGGUUAAGGCUGCGUUAGCCGCGAUUUUACACACAGUACGGAGAUGCUGAAGAUGCUGCGUGGUUUCCGUGGUGGAUGAGACAGUCAGAACUACCCUGUGCAACUCCUGACAGCGUUCUGUUUUACAAUGAGCUGCUGACAUUGUGCCACUGUCCACAUUAAAAUACGCCUUUGGCCUUGGAAAUGACACGCUUGUGCAAAAGUCCUUUAGAGAUACAGCGCUACUUUCAGAUAUACUGUGUGUAAGAUACAGGUCACUAUGUACUUUUCACAGAAGCAUAUGGUCACUUAAAUACAAGCAACUGGUAAUUCAUUAAUGGAUGUUGACGACACAUUCCUAGUAUUUUGACUCAUGUAGAGUCAGGUGGUCUAUACCUUCAAGGUAUAUACAGCUGAUCUUAGUAACAUUAACAUCUGCCUCACUUCUUAUGAGGCAAAAAGCACAUAAAUGCUUCCAUCUUCGACUAGAUACCACACAAGACCAAAAACUAGAUGUAAACGCAGUGUUUUGAGUUAGCCGUCUCCUGGCUUUAUUCUGUGUUGGUAGCACAAUAUUAGAUGCAGUGGCAGAACUGUAAUGUUUUGGGCUUUUGAAGUGUAAAGCACACAUAAUUAUCGCUUUAAGCUAAAAGAUAAUCGUAUUGGUUACUGUAUAGGGAACAGUUUCUUCAUUCAUAGGAAGUUUGUUUACUGUCUGUAAUGUGAUGUUUAUCUUUGGCCCUGUUGCUCCGAUACCUUUUACCCUGUUGACUGUUUUACAGCGUCAUAGAAAUUAAAGGAUUUGACAAAUUGUG
Columba livia (rock pigeon) is the source of this 5016-nucleotide messenger RNA. It is a transcript of the gene LMBR1, whose product is annotated as limb development membrane protein 1. NCBI's taxonomy places the organism in Eukaryota, Metazoa, Chordata, Aves, Columbiformes, Columbidae. The transcript has 17 exons. Gene Ontology annotation, biological process: signal transduction. Gene Ontology annotation, molecular function: transmembrane signaling receptor activity. The record is from RefSeq and is a predicted model, not a curated record. Gene Ontology annotation, cellular component: plasma membrane. Bases 254 to 1720 code for a protein of 488 amino acids.